Messenger RNA from Penicillium bovifimosum, 1950 nucleotides. RefSeq names its product type-X family DNA polymerase. Gene Ontology annotation, cellular component: nucleus. Lineage: Eukaryota; Fungi; Ascomycota; Eurotiomycetes; Eurotiales; Aspergillaceae. Gene Ontology annotation, biological process: double-strand break repair via nonhomologous end joining. The transcript has a single exon. The record is from RefSeq and is a predicted model, not a curated record. Gene Ontology annotation, molecular function: DNA binding; DNA-directed DNA polymerase activity. Bases 1 to 1950 code for a protein of 649 amino acids.
AUGAUCUUAAAUAAGAGCUCCUCCCCGCCAACUGGGACGAGCCAUGUGUCUAUCUUCUCAUCUCAGCCACCUAUCUUCAUUCUGCCAACCCAUCUCUCCUUGGAAGAGUUGGACGAGACAGAAGGCCGACUGAUCGACCAUGGUGGGAAGGUGACGUAUGACAUUUCCGAAGCUGGCCUGAUCCUGGGGAAGAUUGAGCGGCCCAAACGUGCGGCACUGGAACUGCGCUCUCGCGGUAUCUGGACAGAAGAGGUUAUUCCGGACCCAACUCCGAAAAGAACUGCCAGUGAUAUGGAGCCUCCUGUUAAGCGCAGGCGCACGGGGGAACACCAUGGGACCAAGGACAUCCCGAUCGAGAUUAUCGAUCUCGAUUCAGACACUCAGAGCGAGAAGAACGAGGUUGCAAGUCAACUCAGCUCUCCGCAACACCUGGCCCAAGUGCAAAAGCCAGAACUGGAUAAGAAAUUGGUCACUGUCCUGAAGCUCGAGUGGCUGCAGGCAUCUAUUGCAUCCGGAGAAAUGGUCUCUCAGGAUCCAUACGUUGUCUACCGUGGACGAAAGAUCCCCACCCCGACCAAGUCAACACCGGCUACACGAAAGGAACUGGAGCUCAAAUCAAGCCAAAUCCUCGAGCGUGCAAAGCAAGAUGCCGGCUCACAGGCACCUUCAUCAUCAGAUUACAUGCGCUCACGGCGCUCAAAAGAACCCGACCGUCCCCGACCAGCCCUCUACCGACAUACAACCUCCGAGCAAGAGGAGCAGAACCCACCACCUCAACCAGACUGGGUGCGCGAGCAAGUCAUGUACGCAUGCAUGCGCUCUGCACCCCUGCACCCGCCAAACGAAGACUUCAUCGGCCAAUUGGUCAAAAUCCGACGUAUCCGAGAACUGACACUUGAUCAAAUCGGCGUGCGGGCCUACAGUACCUCCAUCGCCGCUAUAGCGGCAUACCCACAUCGCCUCCGACGUCCAGGUGAGGUCCUCACUCUACCGGGUUGCGAUGUCAAAAUCGCAGACCUAUUCGCACAGUUUCAGCAGGACGGCGGCUGCAGCCACACCGACGACGACGGCAACGUUGCCGCUGCCGAUGCAUUAGAAACGGAUCCCAUGCUGCGCGUCUUGAACAGCUUCUACCAGAUCUGGGGUGUUGGCGCCAAGACCGCGCGCGACUUUUACCAGCGUGGCUGGCGUGAUCUCGACGAUAUCGUCGAGCACGGGUGGAAUACGCUGUCGCGCGUGCAGCAGAUUGGGCUGAAGUACUACGAGGAGUUUCUGGAGGGGAUUCCUCGGGCUGAGAGUGAGAAGAUUGCAGAUGUCAUUCGGGAUCAUGCUGGUCGGGUCCGGGCUGGGGGAGGCAUGGAGUGCAUUAUUGUUGGCGGAUACCGUCGCGGAAAGGAAUUGAGCGGUGAUGUUGAUAUCGUUGUGACGCAUCGUGAUGAUGCCGUUACUUACAACCUCGUUGUGGAUCUUGUGGCGAGUCUUGAGGCGGAACACUAUAUCACUCAUACGCUUGCCUUGCAUUUGACUAAUUCGCAUCGGGAGCAGCAGACUUUACCGCUGCAUCAUGAUGAUACGAGGGGUUUUGAUACUUUGGAUAAGGCUUUGGUUGUCUGGCAGGACCCGGACUUUGAUGCUAAAGCUAUGGAUGGGGAUGAUAAGAAGAAGAAUCCUAAUAUUCAUCGUCGUGUCGAUAUCAUUAUAUCGCCAUGGCGCACAGUCGGUUGUGCUGUACUUGGUUGGUCGGGUGAUACGACGUUCCAGCGAGAUUUACGGCGGUAUGCGAAGAAAUCACGCUCGUGGAAGUUUGAUUCCAGUGGUGUGCGAGAUCGUGUCACUGGGAAUACGAUUGACCUGGAACAUGGUGGAGAGACUUGGGAGGAGAGGGAGAAACUCGUCUUGGAAGGACUGGGGGUUGGCUGGAGGCCAGCGGAUGAACGGUGUUCGGGAUAG